CCUACAAGUCUCCCCCAGAACGAACGGCGUCCUUAGCAACCAGGCUUGGAGCUCGUGAAUGGGAAACCCCACAGGUAAAGAGACUUUGGGAAUUUCAAAAGCUCUGGAGACACAGCCACAGGAAUCUGAAAGUACAAGUUCAGGGCAGAUUUUGCGGCCAGUCCAGCGCUGAUGUCCCUUCCAGAGUAACCAUGUAGACCCAGGCCAGCAGAAGCUAAGACAAAGACUCAUCUGGCAAUCAUGCCAUAUCAGGACAUGACACUCAAUAAUUUUAUGUCAUCAAAAUUGUUUGUCUUCUGUGAUCUUCUCUCUCCCUGAUUUGAUCAUGAUUGAUUCCCCUGUCCAUAAAUCUUAAAGGCUGAUUACCUGAGAAGAUGCCUAUUACCAGGGUGCCUGUUAUAAACAGAUUUGGAGUGAUAUCAGCCUCUUACCAUGAAGAGCUUUUGAAACGUAGUUCAGAGAACAUAACUGAAGUAAAUAUUAAAAAGCCAAGAAAACCUCUGUUAAUCACAAAAGAGUUCAUCAACAAAUUCAAUAACACAGAAAAUCCACAGGAUAAGAAGCUCUUACAGGACCAAGCUACAAAAAUGCUAUUUAGAUGCAAGAGAAGAUUAGGACUCAGCAGCCUGGGUGUGGGUAGUCAUGUAGAUCUUCCUGCUGCAUGGACUGAGGCAAUUUAUUUAGCUCAGUGCAAAGGAGAAAUCCAGGAAGAAGCCCUAAAUAUGCUUUGUGCUUCUUUGGAUCAUGCCUCCUUGAAUUGCAGUCACCUGACAACACUGUUUUUCAUUGCUGAAUCAGUUUUGUAUAGAAUCUGCUGUGAUGCAUCCCAGAAAUCAUAUUUAUAUUCAAGUGAAAUAAAAUUGACAAAGAUUGGAUUUUUGACAUUUUUACGGCUUUCUGUUUAUCACCUGUAUGGUAAUCUGGAAGAUUUUGAAGAACACUUAAUUAGACUUCAGCCAUAUUUAUAUGCACUUUGUUUUUGUGAAAUCACCUACUGUAAGUAUCCCAACAUCCUUUCGAGCGUGGCUUUUAUACAGAAGACUGGUGAAGUCAUUUGCAGUCCAAAAAGGUUUCCUGAAGCAUAUGUAGACCCUAAUACAAAGCAGAAUCUGGGUUUUCCUGGCAUGAGACACAAAUCUAAGCCUUAUUCAAAAAAACAGGAAGUGAGUCACCUUCUUUGGCACUGCAUUAUUGUUUGGUCUUGUGUACAGAGCCACAGGUCUCAGUUAAAUGAAGUACUUGAACAUCUCCUCAUGCAUAAAGGACAGCUUCAGGAAAAAUUCUGGCUGGAUUCAAUCCUUGGUUUGUUUAUCCUUGGAGAUGCUGCAAAAUUGAACACCUCCUGCUUAAAAGUUUUCCUGAAUCUUGGGAAAUUUUUUAUUUCAAGCUGUAUGUCUCCUCAGAAGCAGGAAGAAAACAAGGAUAAUGACUCUUCAUGGGAGUGGAUUAUAGCCUACAUGUAUACAACUAUUCUUGGAGACAUUUGUCUGCAUGCAACUACAUCCAAUUUACGGAAAAUUGCUUUCAUGGGCUUCAGUGACUGUGAAAAACUCUCAGAAUAUCUAGAACUAAAAAACACAGAAUCAACAGAACCUGUGGAAUUAAAGACAGCAAGUUUUUUAGACCUUUUAAAGUAUUUCUCUUCACAAAUAUCAGAUAACUAUUGUCAAAUGACCUGGACUGUUUACUAUGGCUUAGUGUACAAUCUAGUGAAAAUGACCAGAGAACUCUAUGAAGAUGAGAGGCAAGAUGGACUAAGAAAUUUAUUGUGGAAAACCUUACAGGGAAUAAAAGAUGAGGAGAAAGAUAAGAGGAUCUUGAGUGCUAUGGAUAUAGCUGAGGCUGAACUAAAUGACACCAUAAAUCCUUUCAUUUGUUCAAAUGUAAAAGCUGAAAGGAACCAAACUUUCUUCCAGUAUAUAGGAUCUAGACUUGCCCAGGCACUUUCCAAACUGUUUUUACCACCUGUUGGCCCACGUAGUCUUCUUCUAAAGAGAUAUGGAAAGGAGCAAAAUCAGAUGAAGUAUCAAACACCAAAACAAUACCAGAUGGAAAAGAAAGUUAUACGCAUCUUUUUCAGGGAAAAAUAUCCAGAAAAAGAAAUAGUCCAUCCCUAUCCAGAUAUCGUUACCUGUGCAGAUCUGGCAUUGAGAACUAUUGUUGAAAAGCAGUGGGAGAAGGACCAGCAGAUUAGACUUCAGGAAGAAGAGAUACUUCUGGCCCAAGAAAAAAAACAAAAAAGAAAAGAGGAGCUAGAGCACUAUCGAGCAAUGAUGAAAAGAAGGGAAGAAAAAAUACACAAGACAACCAAACCCUAUGUACUACCUUGGCAGACUCCAUCUGAAGAAUCUGAAGCAAUGGCUAGUUCAUCAAAUGAUUCAAGACAGGAAGAGGUCUACAGUAUUGGGAACACUUAAAAGUAGUUGUCACUGUUACAACUCAAACUUCUUAAAAAGUAAUAUCUCAGUCUUUAUUAAUUAGUCAGUUCUUUAGCAAUCACACCUGAGUGCAAAUUUUCCAAUCAUAAAUUUUUCAGGAGCUCAGUUAGUAUUUCUCGUGAUUGACUGUGACUUAUCUUCCUUUGGCAUAUUUUGCUCACAUAUAAGCACAAGUGCUUGUUAUUCAUGGCAGUAUACAAUUACAUGUAGAACAAUUGUAAUUUUUAAUAAGCCACUUUUGAAUUAUCUCUUGAAAACAAAAGGAAGAAUAUUAGCAUUGCUCCUAUGAUGUAUAAUAGAGAAUAAAAUGUCUGGUUCUCAUCUCUGGAUUUUGCAUAUCAAAAUAAACACCUUUCUGAACAGCCUGAAUUUUUAAAAAAUGGGUACAUGCAGCUAAGCAAGAAUUGACUUAUUAUUAGAAGCUGAUUUUAGUCUUCACUAUACACAGUACGAGUCAGUUGAUAAGCAAUACCUUUAAUUUGUCAGGAGGGGCUAUAAAAAUAGACUGGGAUGAUCAAAGCACUACCAGGAGCUUAAAACAGCUUUUUAAGUGUUCUUUCAACUCUAUUUAAUGGAUGACUCUCAUAGAAUGAACCAUAGAUUGAGAUUUAAGGGAGAUCUCAAUUUCUUCUCCAUCUGUAAAAUGGAAAUGACAACAACUAUCUCUUAAAAUUUUCCAGGGGCAUCGUCAAUCUCUAAAUAAAUAUACAAUGUGAAUUAGAGGUUUUAUUUUAUGAGGUACAGUUUCAUGGGCAUGUGGUUGGAAAAAAGAAAUGUAUGUCCAUUUUGAAGUAAAAAGAUUUUGA
This is a messenger RNA of Phascolarctos cinereus (koala), 3244 nucleotides long. Lineage: Eukaryota; Metazoa; Chordata; Mammalia; Diprotodontia; Phascolarctidae. The record is from RefSeq and is a predicted model, not a curated record.